AACAGCAAGUAUAUUAAAAAUUUUUCUUUGCAAAAAGCUUAAAAAAUGCAUUGAAGAUUGUUGAAUUAAUUUGCAAAUAAAAUAAAUUUUAACGAAUAAAGAAGUCAAGUUAUUUAUACAAAUAAGGACAAAGCAUUGAUUUUGCUAAAACACAACACAACGAAAUGUCUCAAAGUACGGCUGGUACUGGAGGCGUCAGUAGGCGUGAACUGAUAGACCACACAGCGGUUGGUGUAGGUAUUAUUAAUAAUACCAUAACUGCUAGAUAUGGUGCUGGCGAUACAGAAUGGGAAGCUCGAGAGUCUCAGCGUCAAAGGGAAUUGGAAGAGGCACGCGCUAGAGCAGCACAAAUGGAAAAGACUAUGAAGUGGUGGUCAGAUUGCACUGCCAAUUGGCGGGAAAAAUGGAGUAAGGUGCGUAACGAACGCAAUAAAGCCCGAGAAGAAGCAAAACAAUUAAGAGCUAAUCUUGAGAUGUCCAUGAAAGAAGCCAACUCGUAUAAGAGAGAGAAAAAUGAUCUGGAAAUGCAAAUAUCCCAACUUAAAAAAGAAAUGGAAAAAGUUCAUUCGCUGAUGAUGAAACAUGCUGGACAAUUUCAUAAGACGGGAAUGGCAGAUACUGGAGAAGAAAAUGAAGCUAAUAGUAGAGAUGCCAAUUGUUCUCCAGAUAUAUCUUCGGAUGGUUUAAAGAAUGUCAAUAGCGAAGAUGGUUUAGUUACUAAGGCAGCAGCUGGUGGUGAACUUAAAGAUCUUGAUAUUGAAGAAUAUGUUCUAAAAGGUGCUGUACAUAAAAAUUUAUCCGAUUUGGAUGAAGUUUCCGCUGAGGAAAAACGAUUAAUUCAACAAUUAUCAAAAGAUGAAUUCGAUGAAGAUUACUUAUUGCAAAAAAUAUCGAUGUUACAAUUACGCUUAGAUGAGGCACAAAAAACUGUGCAAGCAGAAAGAGACGAAAAACAUAUACUACAUAAAAACAUUGAGAAGCUAUCAUUAGAAAUACAAGAAGUUCGAGAACGUCAAGAAGAAUUACGCUCAGCUAAACAGGAAGCAGUUCGAGAACUAUUAACUCUACAAGAAUCUCAUCGCGCCGAAAUGCGUAUUAUAAACAAUUCUCUGCAAGAAGAAAUAGCAGCACGCGAGAAUCUUGAACGUCGUUUAAGUGAAUUACGUACUGAAUUGGAACGUUUGCAAGUGGAAAAUGCCUCGGAAUGGGGUAAACGUGAACGUUUAGAAACGGAAAAAUUGGCUUUGGAACGCGAUAAUAAAAAAUUACGAACUGAACUUCGAGAUUUUCAAGAACGUUCCGAUCGCAAAGGAAGACCUAUGCAAGCAACCGACGCAGAAAAUCGUGCUCUCCAGCAAGAGUUAGCUGAUCGCAGUAAGGAAUUAAGCGAACUCAAAAUAUCACAUUCCAAAUUAAAGAAACUGUUAUCUGAAACCAAUACCGAACUGGGUCAUGCAGUAAGACGUGCUGAACAAUACGAAGCCGAGGUCAAACGUCUACGUCAACGUGUUGAAGAAUUAAAGCGAGAGCUGGCUGCAGCUGAAGAUGAAUUAGAUUCAGCAGUAAAUCAAGUGAGACGUCUACAACGCUCUAAUGAUGAAUUAGUCGGUCAAAAUGAAGGAUUGCAAGUACAGAUACAACAUCUACAAACCAGACGUGCACCUAGUCCACAAAUGCGCGGAAGUUUUAAUGGUGUACAAUUGCGUAAUAAAAUAGCAGUUGAAUUACCAAGUGAUUGUUUGCCAAACAUUAAUGAUUUACGUCAGAUAUUCGAUGAUGGUUCGGCGCAAAGUAAUAUCGGGUUACGUCAUUCAACUGGCGCUGAACCAUCAUCCAAGCGUUCCAGUCACACGGAACGUACUCUCUUGCAACAACAGCAAGCGAAUUGUUUUUUCGAUGCGAAAACAUCACAUGUUGAAGAGAAUAUAUUUGAAGCAAAAAGUCGUAAUCUAGAAUUUGAAAGGGCUAAGCAAAAAUUUGAUAAUCCAACGCAUUUGCAACAUCAACAUCAUCACCACCAGCGCGAACAACGUGAACGUUCAUCUGGAAGAUAUGGUCCAAAUAAUAGCAGUGGUAGUGGUGGUGUUGGAAUGGGAAAUGGCAGUGGCAGUAAUGGUUCUACUGCUGCCAAUCCAUUAAGUACUCCAAAUAGUCGAGCUAAUUUGGCUCUACCUUUGAAAACUACCACAGCUAUGAGUGGCCAGAGCAGCGGAAAUUCCAAUUCAAAUUUGAAUUCGAAUUCAUCAAAUCUUUCCAAAGACGAUAUAAAUCGGCAGUUAUUUGAAGAUCAUUCACGUUCUUCGACGGUUGGUGGUAGCGGUGCUGGUGCAACAAGUGCUGAUGCAAAAUUUUACCAAAAAGAUAAUUCCAAUUCAACUGCAACUGGUGGUGGCAAUUAUUCACGCAACAGCAUUAAUUUGGAUGGUCUAAAAGUAUCUGAUGAUGAGUAAACGAACGAUAUUUUUCUUUCUUGCAAUCACUUGUUUAGACUCCGUAAUUAUGGUUCAACUAGUUUACUGCUUGACGAAGAAACCGAAGGAAACAGUGAAUAAGGGAUUAUAAAACAUAUUUUGGGACUUUGCUAUGUUAUUUUAAAUAACUCUCUCUCUCGUACAUUUAAGUGCAUAAAAUAAGUAUUAAUGGAAUAUAAAAGAUUUUUAUUAAUUUUGUUCCAUUUUAAAUUAAUUUACAAUUAAGUAUUAUUUCAAAAACGAAAUAUAAAUUAUAAAUAUGCUACAAUUAUGGGCAAUAAAAUAAAUACCUUUUUUUCCUCAUUUAUGAACCAAUUUUCACCCUUAGAAUAUUAGAAGAAGCUAUUCCAAUAAAAACAGAAUAUAAAUUUAGAUUAAAUGGAAAACAAACAGAUAAAAUAUCAUUUCGAAUCAACAUACAGAAUAGGAAUGUAUAUAUUUUAUUGCCUAUAACUGUAGUUUAACAAUUUUAUUAUUAAUAAGUAUAUAAAAUAUUUAAGUUCUAUAAUUCACUAUACCAUAAGAUUUUUUAUAAAAUUAAUAUGUAGUUAUAUUUUCAUUCCUAUUUUCUACAGACAUACAUACAUAUAAAAAUAUUUAAUAAAAGUAGACCUUAAUAUUAUGUGAA
Messenger RNA from Lucilia cuprina (Australian sheep blowfly), 3099 nucleotides. Its product is annotated as coiled-coil domain-containing protein 102A. Lineage: Eukaryota; Metazoa; Arthropoda; Insecta; Diptera; Calliphoridae. Bases 165 to 2450 code for a protein of 761 amino acids. The record is from RefSeq and is a predicted model, not a curated record. The transcript has 11 exons.